Salvelinus fontinalis (brook trout) is the source of this 3194-nucleotide messenger RNA. Its product is annotated as calcium homeostasis endoplasmic reticulum protein-like. The transcript has 18 exons. Gene Ontology annotation, molecular function: RNA binding. Gene Ontology annotation, cellular component: perinuclear region of cytoplasm. Gene Ontology annotation, biological process: RNA processing; intracellular calcium ion homeostasis. Bases 166 to 2949 code for a protein of 927 amino acids. The record is from RefSeq and is a predicted model, not a curated record. NCBI's taxonomy places the organism in Eukaryota, Metazoa, Chordata, Actinopteri, Salmoniformes, Salmonidae.
CCCUGAAGUAUGAAGUCAUCGAAGUACUUCCGGUGCCGGAAUGUCUCUACAUUUUGGAAUGCUGCUGUAUUUCCCUUGAACCACAUAGCUAGAUAACAUUUUUACAAAUUAAUCUGUGUGUCUUUGUGGUUUAGUGGACUCGCUGUUACUUUAUUGAAGACAAACAUGGAUAUUCCUACAGCUCCUGAGGACCAAGAGCUGAAAAAUGUCAUUGACAAACUGGCCCAGUUUGUGGCUCGAAAUGGCCCGGAGUUUGAGAAGAUGACAAUGGAGAAACAGAAGGACAAUUCCAAAUUCUCUUUUCUGUUUGGAGGGGACUUCUUCGCCUAUUACCGGUGCAAGCUUGCAAUGGAACAACACCAGCAUCCUACUACCCACGAGUAUGAGGAGUAUAAGUUGGAAGAUCUUUAUAAUCCACCUGGUACGGAAGUCCUAGACAUCCCUCCACCAAUCGCCAUCCUGGCCCCACCCCCCGUCGCCCCUGCCACGCCAUCUCUAGAUGAGCUCAUCCAGCAGAGCCAAUGGAACCUGCAGCAGCAAGAACAGCAGCUGCUCACUCUCAGACAGGAGCAAGUGACUGCAGCCAUAGCUCUGGCCAUGGAGCAGCAGACCCAGAAGCUGCUGGCAGAGACUCAGCAGGACGUAUCUGAAUUUGACAACCUGCUGCAGCCCAUCAUUGACACCUGCACUAAAGACGCCAUCUCGGCUGGUAAGAACUGGAUGUUCAACAACGCCAAGGGCCCACUGCAUUGUGAGCUGAUGUGCUCACACCUCCGGAACCGCAUCACAGCCGACACAGCUCACUUCGAACUCCGCCUACACCUCAUCUAUCUCACCAAUGAUGUCCUCCAUCACUGUCAGAGGAAGCAGCAGAGGGACCUGCUAGCAGCGCUGCAGAAGGUGGUGGUGCCCAUCUACUGCACCAGCUUCUUAGCUGUAGAGGAGGACAAGCAGCAGAAGAUCACACGUCUUCUACAACUCUGGGAAAAGAAUGGCUACUUCGACGAGGUGACGAUCCAGCAGUUACAGGGUCCAGCUGUGGGCCUGGGUCAGUAUCAGGCCUCACUGAUCACAGAGUACGCUGCGGUGGUGCAGCCCAUUCAGCUGGCCUUCCAGCAGCAGAUCCAGACCCUGAAGAUGCAGCAUGAGGAGUUUGUGGCCAACCUGGCGGUUCAGCAGCAGCAGACUGCAGCAGCAGUGAGCCAGCUAGCUGCAGCAGAGCCUGACAUUAAGGCAGUCACCACUCAGCCUGGAGAGGUGAAGUCGUCCAUGUCUGGCCCUCCUGGUGAUUAUGACGGCGCCCAGUCCAGAUCGGACCCCGGUGCCAACAACAGUGGCCACGCUGAUAACUCCUCCUCUAAACCCUGGUUCGACCCACAACACAUGUCUGGAGGCUGGAACCCCAAUCAGCCACCUCCGUUCGACCCCACCCAGGCGCCCCCUCCGUGCCCCCCCUGGAACAGCCACGAGGGCAUCUGGAAUGAGCAGAGGGGGGACCCCAGCUGGAGCGGAGGCCCUCCAAGGGGGGAGGGGGGUCCCUGGAGCGGAGGGGGAGGACAGAAUGAGCCACCUCCCAACUGGAGCGGUCAGUAUGACCAGCCCCCCUGGAGCAACCAGGGACCUGACCAGCCCCCCUGGGGCCAGAGAGAGCCCCACUUUCCCCGCAUGCAGAGGCCCCCCCACUUCAGAGGGCCCUUCACGCCCCACCAGCCAGGGCCCCCUCCCUUUAACCAGCCGCCCCCGCCUCCCCACAACUUCGGCCGUUUCCCGCCGCGCUACAUGCAGGAUGACUUUCCACCCAGGCACCAUUUUGAAAGGCCGCCCUACCCUCCACACCGCUUUGACUACCCACAGGGAGACUUCCCUGGAGACAUGGGCCCUCCGCACCACCACCCUAGCCAGAGGAUCCCUCCUCCGGGUAUGGGGGGAGGAGAGCACCCUCCCUGGGGGGGUAACCAGCACCCAGACUUCGGCCCCCCAUCCCACGGCUUCAAUGGCCAGUCCCCCCACAUGAGACAGCGUCCGGCCCCGGCUCACGUCAACCAGGAUGACCCCAGCCUGGUCCCCAACGUUCCCUACUUCGACCUGCCCGCCGGACUCAUGGCCCCUCUAGUCAAACUGGAAGACCAUGACUACAAAGCACUGGAUCCUAAAGACAUCCGUCUGCCUCCCCCAAUGCCCCCCAGUGAACGCCUGCUAGCUGCUGUGGAGGCCUUCUACAGCCCCCCCUCCCACGACGGACCCAGGAACAGUGAGGGCUGGGAACAGAACGGCCUGUAUGAGUUCUUCAGAGCCAAGAUGAGAGCCAGGAGGCGAAAGGGCCAGGAGAAACACAACAGUGCACAUGGUAGUCGUUCACACAGCCGUUCUCGUAGUCAGGGUCGCUCCUCAUCUGAAUCCAGCUCAAGAUCCUCCAAGUCCUCCCGCUCCUCCUCCCGAUCUCGCUCCUACUCCCGAUCUCGCUCCAGGAGCAGGAGCCGAUCCAGGUCGUCCCGCAGUCGCUCUCGUUCUAGGUCUCGCUCCAGAUCUCGCUCUUCUGACAAGAGACGGCAAGAGAGGCCUGCCCCCGCCCCCACCUCUUCCCACGCCUCUGCCUCCGCCUCCCAGAAGUCCCGUAGCCCCUCUCCUCCAGCUACGUCUGGUCUGGGCGCAGCCCCCUCGGUCCUGCCUCCAGACAGCAGGCUGGGAGAGGAGAACAAGGGCCAUCAGCUGCUCAUGAAAAUGGGCUGGAGUGGUUCUGGGGGGCUUGGGGCAAAGGAGCAGGGCAUCCAGGACCCCAUCAAGGGGGGAGAACUCCGGGACAAGUGGGACCAGUAUAAAGGAGUGGGGGUGUCUCUGGAUGACCCUUAUGAGAACUACCGCAGGAACAAGAGCUACAACUUUGUAGCUCGCAUGAAAGCAAGGGAGGAAGUGAAUCGGGAACCACAAGAGCCCCCUCCCGCUGAAUAAUGUGCAUCGUAAAGCAAACCUAACCCAGAACACACCUCUUCAGUCAGUUUUUUGUACAGAAUGUUCUUAUAGUAUGUUUCAAUCUAUUUGGAAAAAUCCUCACAUACCAGGUUUUGAAUGUUGCUUUUGUGAUACUCAUUCAUGUAUUUUCUUCUCAUGUUCCAGUUUUUGAUGACUUGGAAAUGGAUAUAAAUAGUAUUGUGUUGCUCUUUUGUAAGAAAAAUAAAAUACGUUUAUGGAAUUCA